Molecule: messenger RNA, 1263 nt
Organism: Ziziphus jujuba (common jujube)
Lineage: Eukaryota; Viridiplantae; Streptophyta; Magnoliopsida; Rosales; Rhamnaceae
Product: probable prolyl 4-hydroxylase 4
Exons: 7
Coding region: 209-1111 (300 amino acids)
Biological process (GO): peptidyl-proline hydroxylation to 4-hydroxy-L-proline
Cellular component (GO): endoplasmic reticulum
Molecular function (GO): iron ion binding; L-ascorbic acid binding; procollagen-proline 4-dioxygenase activity
Source: RefSeq, a predicted model, not a curated record
AAGAGAGAGUCGCAGUUCACCAAACACGCGGACAUUUGACGUCAACAUCUACAAAUCAUCGCGCCACAUGCGGUUAAAGACCCUUCCGUUUACCUACUAACGUUUGUUUUUUUCCCCAAACAUUAAAAAUCCAAGCUUUUUCCAGGAAAAUUUAUUUCUUUCCGGGAAAAUAUCUAGUCUUGUUUGAUCUUUUGAAGCUAGAACUCAAAUGACUAGACUUUUUACCCUGCUAUCCCUCAUCCUGUUCUGGAUCUCAUUUUGUUUCCAUCAAUCAUUAAUCUCGAACGCUGGUUCCUUCAGUUCUAUCAUCGAUCCCUCUAAAGUCAAACAGAUUUCAUGGAAACCGAGAGCUUUUGUAUACGAAGGGUUCCUUUCGGACUUGGAGUGCGACCACUUGAUUGCCUUGGCCAAAUCUGAGCUAAAGCGAUCCGCGGUGGCUGAUAAUGAGUCUGGAAAGAGCAAGCUUAGCGCUGUCCGUACCAGCUCUGGGAUGUUCAUUCCUAAGGCCAAGGAUGCUAUUGUUGCUGGUAUAGAGGAAAAGAUUGCAACAUGGACCUUUCUUCCUAAAGAAAAUGGAGAAGACAUACAAGUAUUGAGAUAUGAACACGGACAGAAAUAUGAACCCCACUACGAUUACUUCACUGACAAGGUCAACAUUGCCAGGGGUGGGCAUCGCUUAGCGACUGUACUCAUGUAUCUCAGUGAUGUGGGCAAAGGAGGGGAAACAGUGUUCCCAGUUGCAGAGGAACCUAUACGUCGAAAGGCUUCCACAACAAAUGAAGAUCUCUCUGAGUGUGCUAAGAAAGGAAUUGCAGUCAAACCACGAAGAGGAGAUGCCCUUCUUUUCUUCAGUCUCCACCCAACUGCUGUUCCAGACCCAAACAGUCUCCAUGCUGGAUGUCCAGUGAUUGAAGGUGAGAAAUGGUCUGCAACAAAGUGGAUUCAUGUAGACUCAUUUGACAAGGACUUGGGAGCCGGCGGAAACUGUACAGACAUGAAUGCAAGUUGUCAAAGGUGGGCUGACCUUGGAGAAUGCGAAAAGAAUCCGGAAUAUAUGGUUGGAACUCCAGAGCUUCCAGGCUAUUGUAGAAGGAGUUGUAAGAUGUGUUGAAAUUUUUGUCUCCUCUUUCCACUUGGAGCAUCCGUUGUAAACUUUCUUGGAUCUCUAUUUUUUAGGUUCUUUAGGUAAAUUCUUCUUGUAUGUUUUUGUGGCGAGUAUUUUUACAGACAUCCGAGUUAAAAAGCCUUUUGGCCUUUCUCAUA